UCCUCACCACCACGUCCGUCACCAGCUCUCUCUCUCUCUCUCUCUCUCUCUCUCUCUCCCCUCCCCCGCAUAAGCUCCUCCCCAAUGGCGUCGACCCAAGUCCUCUUCCUUAUCUUCUUCGUCUCCUUCCUCUCCCCCUCCCCCUCCCUCUCCUCCCACGUCUCCCUCUCGGUCUCCCCCAAAACCCUCACCCGAUCGAACCGCACCGUGCGGAUCCAAUGGUCGGGGGUAGACUCCCCCUCCGAUCUCGAUUGGCUCGGGAUCUACUCACCCCCGAACUCCCCCGACAAGGAGUUCAUUGGCUACGUCUUCCUCAAUUCCUCGCGCGAUUGGCAAUCCGGAUCGGGGUACGUUGAUCUCCCCUUGGUGGAUCUCCGAUCCAACUACGUGUUCCGGGUGUUUCGAUGGACCAGGAACGAGGUGAGCGACCGCCACCACGACCACGACGGGAACCCACUUCCGGGGACGAAGCAUCGUCUCGCGGCGUCGGAGGAGGUGGGGUUCGGGAAGGUUCUAGGGCCCGAUCAGAUCCACCUGUCGAUCACGGAUCGGGAGGAUGAGAUGCGGGUGAUGUUUGUCACCGUGGAUGGGGCGGAGAGCUUCGUGAGCUACGGAUUGGAUAUGGAGAAGCUCGAUCGGAUGGCGAAAACGGACGUGAGGAGGUAUGAGAGGAAGGAUAUGUGUGAUUACCCCGCGAACGCGACCAUCGGGUGGAGGGAUCCAGGGUUUACACACGAUGGGGUGAUGAGUAAUUUGGAGAAGGGAAAGAGGUAUUAUUACACGGUUGGUAGUGAUUCGGGAGGCUGGAGCGCAAUCCGCAGCUUUAUAUCACGUGACAAUAAUUCAAACGAGACCAUCGCCUUUCUAUUUGGGGACAUGGGUACUUAUGUCCCGUACUCAACCUUCUACCGCACCCAAGAUGAGAGCAAGUCAACUGUGAAGUGGAUCCUCCGCGACAUUGAAGCCUUAGGAGAUAAACCUGCCUUCAUUUCCCACAUAGGCGACAUCAGCUAUGCCAGGGGAUAUGCGUGGAUAUGGGACGAGUUCUUUAACCAGAUCGAGCCCAUUGCUUCUGCCGUACCGUACCAUGUCUGCAUCGGAAACCACGAGUAUGACUGGCCGGCACAGCCUUGGAGGCCUUGGUGGUCUUUAUAUGGUGUUUAUGGAAAGGAUGGUGGAGGUGAAUGUGGGGUACCUUAUAGUGUCAGAUUCCAAAUGCCUGGGAACUCUUCUUUCCCCACAGGAACAGGAUCCCCGCACACGCAGAACCUCUAUUAUUCAUUUGAUUUUGGUGUUGUUCAUUUCCUUUACAUAUCGACAGAGACCAAUUUCCUCCAGGGAAGCGAUCAGUAUAACUUCAUCAAAUCUGAUCUCGAGAGUGUAGAUAGAAACAAGACACCUUUUAUUGUCGUUCAAGGCCACCGACCAAUGUACACAACAAGUAAUGAAGUGAGGGAUGCUCCACUGAGAGAGAAAAUGCUUGAGAGUUUGGAACCCUUAUUAGUGGAUAACAAUGUAACCCUGGCUUUGUGGGGCCAUGUCCAUAGGUACGAGAGGUUCUGCCCCGUGAAGAAAUUCACCUGUGUUCACACAAACUCAAGCUUUACAGCUGGGGGUGCGCCAGUCCAUGUGGUGAUCGGAAUGGCCGGUCAGGACUGGCAGCCGAUAUGGGAGCCAAGAUCUGACCACCCAGAUGUGCCAAUUUUCCCCCAGCCGGAGAGGUCAAUGUACCGUGGGGGAGAGUUUGGGUACACGAGGCUUGUUGCCACGAGGGAGAAGCUAACGCUUACAUAUAUUGGGAACCAUGAUGGGCAAAUGCAUGAUAUGGUGGAGAUCUUUUCUGGUCAAGUCUUGAAUAUUAAUAUUACGAGUGGCGGCGGUGGCGACAGUGGUCAGAAGGUGGUCGUUAAGACUAUAUUCCCGUGGUAUGUGAAAGGCGCAAGCCUUAUACUUGGUGCGGUCUUACUGGGUUACGUUCUUGGGUUUGUGACACGUUGGAGGCGGGACUCCAGGCAGAGUGCUUCGUGGAUGCCCGUGAAGAGUGAGGAAUCGUAGAUGGUCUAUUAGUACAGCAGUGUAGGUUCAUUAAAAAACAUGAUUUAAAGAGGAUUUGUCGUCACUAUGAAGUGAAGAUGAGAGCUCGUUCUACACGUGCAAGCUGCUUAUUCAGGUCAAUUAUCCUUCUGAAUCUCCGCUUUGCUAUUGCAGUUUGCUCGAGGCUCUGAGAUGUAUGUAAAUUUUUCCGUGUUAUCAUCUUAUAUUGUACAUUGAGUUAUAUCCAUUGUCUAGUAAUUGUAAUGCUCAUCUAGUGCUUCUGAUUGAGUUCUUAUACAUGCCCUAGAGAUGACGCGCCAGAGAUGAAAUGUACUCAAUUGGAUGUCAAGUCUGUUUCUUUAUCCAUUAUUUGGUUUUAUCGUCCACUGUUAUGGUUUUGAUCUA
Molecule: messenger RNA, 2439 nt
Organism: Ananas comosus (pineapple)
Lineage: Eukaryota; Viridiplantae; Streptophyta; Magnoliopsida; Poales; Bromeliaceae
Product: probable inactive purple acid phosphatase 2
Exons: 2
Coding region: 85-2055 (656 amino acids)
Molecular function (GO): metal ion binding; acid phosphatase activity
Source: RefSeq, a predicted model, not a curated record